This is a messenger RNA of Lactuca saligna, 1098 nucleotides long. The record is from the annotation of a GenBank genome assembly. NCBI's taxonomy places the organism in Eukaryota, Viridiplantae, Streptophyta, Magnoliopsida, Asterales, Asteraceae.
AUGAUCGUUGGAGAUACUGGUGAUGAUGAUGAUCUUGGCGGAUUCACUUAUAGUCCAUUUCAGAUCAGGACUGAAAGUGAAUAUGAAGCCUCAGUUUCAAAAGGGAAGCUUAAAUCCAUUCAUGAGAAACUUGACCAACUGUUGCUAGCCUCCAAGGCUUCCUCCACUGAAGCCUAUUCAAAAGCAACUGUUGAGUUAUUAACCACCUACAACAACAAUAUUUCCUCUAUGAAUGAAGCUCUUCAGAACUUGGGAGCAAUGUUAAAAACUGAGAAGAUCAACUUAGAGAAGAUUCGCACUGGAUUGCAGCAAGACCAUUCAUUGUUCCAAACAUCCCUCACUUCACAAAUUACAAAGCUUCAAGAUGAUUUGGCGAUGGAAAAUAAAGUCAUGGAUGCCCUAGCGAAAAAGACAGAGAAGAAAGAACCUAAGGGCACGGAAAAGUUGAUCGAAGACGAGCCCAUAAUCGAUGACGAUGAAGACAAAGAGCAUGAUGAAGCUGAACUUAAAAGGCGGAAGGCUCGUGAUGCUGAAUUGAACGAAACUCAACGAAUCAUGAAGGAGGCUGAAGAGAAGGAAAAGGUAGAAAAAGAAGCUCAUGCCACUCUCAAGAGCAAAAUGUUUUGUGCUUUAGUGAAAGUUGUGAAUGUUCCUUUCACAGACAGUAAUGUCGAUCAACUGUUGUUCUCCUUUUACUUAAAGCAUAUGAAGCCCCAGUACAAAACUUGGAGCGCACACAAGAUAGUUGCUGUGAAGGUCACUAGGCUGAUUGAGACUGAAAGCUUCCCCAAUUCAUGGUUUAAAGUAGUGAGAGGAUCAUCUUGUCAAGCCUACGAAUUCAACCUCGCAAACUUGCCCUCCUUGAAUCCUAAUUAUUGGAUCAUACUUUACAACAUGUUACUGAGAGUGAAAGAGAAGUACGGGCAUGUAAUGUUCCAUAUCCAACUUAUGAUCAAGUCUUGUAUUCAAGAGGUUGGAUCGAUGGAUGUGGAUAUUGCCACUGUUUUGAAGAAGAAGACGAUUGCGGUUCCUAAGGAAGCACCAAAAGACUUCAGAAAAUUAAGUCAGGGAAGAUAUACAAGGAAGGAUUCUUCGUAG